AUCAAGCACCUAGGCAUGCAGACUACUUCUACAAACAUUUGUGAAAGAAUGGGUCGCUCUCAAGAGCUCAGUGAAUUCAAGCGUGGUACCGUGCUAGGCUGCCACCUUUGCAAAAAGUCCAUCUGUGAAAUUUCCUUGCUACUAAAUAUUCCACGGUCAACUCCUAAGUGGUGUUGUAACACAGUGGAAGCAACUGGGAACAACAGCAAAUGAGCCACCAAGUGGUAGGCCAUGUAAAAUGAUAGAGUAGGGUCAGCGCAUUGUAAAGUGCACAGUGCUCAGAAGACGACAACUGUUUGAAGAGUCAAUAGGUAAAGACCUCCAAACUUCAUGUGGCCUUCAGAUUAGCCCAACAGUGCAUAGAGAGCUUCAUGGAAAGGUUUCUAUGGCCGA
This is a messenger RNA of Staurois parvus, 393 nucleotides long. Lineage: Eukaryota; Metazoa; Chordata; Amphibia; Anura; Ranidae. The record is from the annotation of a GenBank genome assembly.